CUGGCUUCCUAGAGAUCUCUAUUCCUGGGAGAGGAACCAGACAGCAGGUCCAGGCCACACCACGUGAGGAUCUCUCUCCCUGUCCCCAGCACCCAGUUGGGGCUACCAUGGUCUCCCUGUUCUCUGGGCGCGUUCUGAUCUGCAAUAACAGUGACCAGGAUGAGCUGGACACCGAGGCUGAGGUCAGCCGCAGGCUGGAGAACCGUCUGGUGCUGCUGUUCUUUGGCGCCGCGGCUUGUCCCAAGUGUCAGGCCUUCGUGCCCAUCCUCAAGGACUUCUUUGUGAGGCUCACAGAUGAGUUCUAUGUGCUGCGGGCGGCCCAGCUGGCCCUGGUGUACGUGUCGCAGGAUCCCACAGAAGAGCAGCAGGAGCUGUUCCUCAAGGACAUGCCCAAGAAGUGGCUCUUCCUGCCCUUCGAGGAUGAUCUGAGGAGGGACCUCGGGCGCCAGUUCUCGGUGGAGCACCUGCCCACGGUCGUGGUGCUGAAGCCGGGCGGGGACGUGCUCACUCGCGACGCGACGGAUGAGAUCCAGCGCCUGGGCCCAGCUUGCUUCGCCAACUGGCAAGAGGCGGCCGAAGUGCUGGACCGCAACUUUCUGCUCCCCGAGGACCUGGACGACCCGGCGCCGCGGAGCCUCGUGGAGCCGCUGCGCCGCCGCAAGUACCGAGUGGACAAGGAGACGCGGGGCGGGCGCGGCCCGGAGGGCAGGGCCCCCUUCUGA
This is a messenger RNA of Marmota flaviventris (yellow-bellied marmot), 722 nucleotides long. RefSeq names its product nucleoredoxin like 1 (gene Nxnl1). Gene Ontology annotation, cellular component: mitochondrion. The record is from RefSeq and is a predicted model, not a curated record. Lineage: Eukaryota; Metazoa; Chordata; Mammalia; Rodentia; Sciuridae. Gene Ontology annotation, biological process: photoreceptor cell maintenance.